UGGUAAUCGAAUGAUUGAUCGUAGAUCAAGCCAAUACUGAUCCAUCGAGCUCAAACACAUCUGAAUUAUCGCUACUGUUCAUUUUUUUACUUUAAGCGGGCCUUGUUCAUCUUUUUUAUCUUUAACCGUCGAGAAUUGUCUCAAUCCACCUGUUCAAAUUCACUUUAGUUAAUUCCACAAAUAAUGCGGCCAACACAAUUCGCGCUCAAGUCAACCAAAUCAGUGCUUGCCCGGGCAUGGAAGCCGCGCGCCGUCGACAGCGACAAGGUAGUGCUGACCUUCAGCAAACGGCACCCUGAGCUGUUCACUUCGCAGAUAAUCCUCUCCGAUGGAUCCUCCUUCCGGGUACGCUCAACAGCACCGCGCGAACAAGUGAAGAUCAACAAGGAUACGCGCUCACACCCCCUGUGGAACCCGCAGUCGGGCCAGCAGAUCGAGGACGAGGGCGGAUACUUGUCAUCGUUCCAGAAGAAGUUCCAGGGUUCGAGGGAUCCUCCAACUUUACCUUUGCUGACGAUGCUGAGAAGGCCAAGGAGCAGAUGGGUACCAACGCCAUGAUGAUGAAGAAGAGAGCCGCGUCGACAAAGAAGUAAUAGGAAUGAAUAUAAUUGUGUUUUUGGACCUUUGUUUAUUAAUUGAUACAUGGCAUUAAAGUAGCACAUUGAACCGAAUAAAUACACUAUU
Kickxella alabastrina is the source of this 684-nucleotide messenger RNA. RefSeq lists its product as uncharacterized. Gene Ontology annotation, molecular function: structural constituent of ribosome. Gene Ontology annotation, biological process: mitochondrial translation. The transcript has a single exon. Gene Ontology annotation, cellular component: ribosome; mitochondrial large ribosomal subunit. The record is from RefSeq and is a predicted model, not a curated record. Lineage: Eukaryota; Fungi; Kickxellomycota; Kickxellomycetes; Kickxellales; Kickxellaceae. Bases 184 to 558 code for a protein of 124 amino acids.